CUGAGUAACAGAAGCCCCCACAAGCCAACAGAUGUAUUUAAUACACAGGCAGAACCAGUUAGGCUGAAUUUGUUUUAAGAAGCCUCUUUGCAGACCUGUUUCUUCUUAUACCAAAGAAAUGCAGAACUGCAGAUAUAGGCUUUUGUCUUGAAGCCAUUGAUGGAGGAAAAUUGUUUAAUCAUCUUUUUUUUCCCUUGGACACUCUCGUGUCAGUAUUAGCAUUUGCAAUUUUAUGGAUCAGUAAUUUGGAAGGAGAAUGCACACUAAAAAAAAGGAUGCUGAAUUGCUGCAUACACCAGAAAACUUUGUGGAGGGAUGCCUGUCCACAGCUGUGACCUGCUUCAAGAAUGGCAUCCUGAAAUUACAACCAGCAAGCAACCAAGAUAAUGGGGAGUUCACCAAAGCCAUUAGAACCGUGCAGAACUUUACCUACAGAAACUCUGGAAAGAACUGUGAGUUGUAUGAGAAGACAUGUGAAUCUUAUGAGAAGAAAACCCCCAAAGAAUUUUUGAAGGGCUUUGAAAAUCUUAUGCAAAUGCUAUACAAGAACGAAUGUAGGACACACCAGAGCUGAAGGCUACUGAAAAUCUAUUUUUUAAAGCAGACACUAUGUUAUGUUUAAGAUGUGAAAAAUGUAAAUACUUCCUAGUGCUAUUAUGUGUUCUCUGUGUGUGGUAAGUGAAAACUUUCCCCAAAAUAUUAAGGUGUCUUAUUUGGAUAAGUAUUUGUAAGAUGGAUCCUAUUUUGCAAGUGAUUCUAGCCCCACCUUACAGGGAAAAUUAAAUUCUAAUUUCACAAAAAACAGCUCUUGUAAGGGACUUAACUGUCCCCCUUCUGCUAAACUAGAAAUACAAGAGAUGGUUACUUUCGUACUUUUGCUUUGAUCUUAACUGAAUCCCAUGCAGAAAUUUCUACAACUUUUCAAAGAAAAUUAACAGAAAAAUUUCAGGGGUUUUGAAGCCUCAAAGGAAUCUGCUUGGACUGAUUUCCUUAUUUACAAUAAUACCACACACAGAGCUUUAUUUAUAAAUUCUUAGACUGCGUGUUAGCUAACUAUGGAAAAAUGUCCUGCAUUUAACUGCCUUCUCAAUACUGGAAAAAACAUUUACAAAUCAUACUGUAUGGCUGUGAUUAACAUCUUGAAGCUAAUGGCACAUUUGCCACAGGAUUCAAUAGGGAAGAGAUGUAACCCACAUGCUCUAAGUGGAGAUACAGGAUUCUGAGGGAGAAUCCUGUUUCGGAAAAUGGAAUUUCAUCAACACUGCCCCAGCUUAACAUGACAGAUACAGCAAAGGCAUGAGAGGCUGGUACAACCAGCCACUGCAAAAUGUCCAAUAAAUACAGCAAUUGAUGAUUAGUCAGAGUGAAACAGCUCCAAUGCAUACUGCUCUUUCUCAGAGGACAACAUCUACCCUCAUAUUAAUGUACCAUUAACUCUAUUCCUUCUCUCUCCUCCUGAUAAAUUUUUACAGUUUGUUAUUUGACAUUUUUUCUUUAAAAAUCUGUCAAGUUUUUGUUCUAUGGAAACCUUACUGUACAGCUCCUGAAUACUGAACAUUUAUGUGGAAUUAUGGCCAGAGAUACCAUUGAAAUUUUUAAAAAUGAAAGCGAGUAUCACUUAAAACUAGUUUUGGCAGCUUUAUUAUAUUCUGCUUGCAAGGAUUCUGAACUUCUGGGUUCUUCCAUUUGGGUUAAUUUGCCCAAACAGAUAUUAACCCCACAGGAGGAAACUGAUAUUGGAAAAGAGCAUAAAGCCUUCCAGUAAAAAUUAACAUUUUGUCUAAUUUUCUCUCUACUUAGUAGAAAUGUGGUAGAGAGAGGAAACUGGAAAACUGCAUCUAGUGUUAGGAUGGAAAAUUAUAAGCUUAGUUACCUCUAAAAAUAAUGAGGUAGUAUUAAAAAUAUUUCCAUUCCUACCAAUGUCGUUGGCCUAAAGGAAAACUAAUACAAAAAAGCUUUGCUGCCUCCACAUUUUCACUGUCCUGAAAUGUGAACCUACUCAAAAAUGUACAUCAGAAAGAGGAAGGAAGAUCCUCAGGGCACAGCAAACCAAGUGAACUCUCCUUGUUUCUGGUGAUGGUCAUUUUGAUUUAGAACAUAUUUUUCUUCUCCUUUCCUUUUUCUGUUUCAAAACUUGCUUUUCCUUUGUGUGAUGUUCUCAUACCUCAAUGUUUCCACAUUACUGUGUCAGAAUUAACAUUCUAAAAAAUAUCUACUACUCAUAUGUAAGUAACCAAAGUACUGAGUUUAAAUUAUGUUCUUUCUGCACCUUCUAUCCCUGUUUUUCUGACUCACCUACCCAUGAAGCCCCUUCAUCACCAAUCGGUGAGCACUAUGCAAAGCUGCUACUGCAAGAGAUUUUAAAGUCUGGGUAAAAUUCCAUCGCAGAUUUGAAUACAAGCAACUGCAAAAACAUUGAAGCAUGUCCUGCAGUUACAGCGUACCUGCUGAUAUUUCUACAUUUGUGUUUUUAUGGAGGGGUUUUAAUUGAAUGCCUUUAUUAUUAAGUGCAUUUUUAUGUGAGUCCUAGGAGGACAACCAAUAAACCAGCAUUUCUCAUGCAGCUCCAUGGAAUAUUUGCAUGUGUAGGUUUGUGGAGAAAGAGUUUUAUUUUUGUACAAAGUAUGUGUUUCUUUAUCUGUAAAUGUUUUUUCCAGGAACUUGCCAAGUGCAUUGAAAUCACUGUUCUAAAAGAGCCUGUUAAAACCCUUGUUGUGCACACGAAAUGGGAUUAGCAUGCCCUGACAAACACAACAUUGUGUAUUACAUAUUUAUUAGCAAUCAUUACAAAGCAUUGAGAAACAACUUGUGUACCUGGGAUGGACAUUUAAUGAAUGAGAAGCAAUUCCCUAGGAAUGUCAUAAGCUAACUAGGUACUCCUGCCUACACUGCAGCAAUGCCUGGGUUUUGUCCAAGAGGCAGCACGUAAUGCAUAAGCAAUGCACCUACUUCUGCUUAGUGACUUGCUUCAUCGUUUUUAACUAUGGAUUUUAUCACACCAAACAUAGUGCUAAAGCUUAUUUUUUUCUUGUUUUAAACACAAUAUAGUUGUUUAUUAAUUGAGGUUAUUUCUUGUACCUGCAGAACAAGUUAAUUUAAAAUGCUCACUUGUAGUAUUCAAAAAACUAGUGAGAAACUGCAGCAAAUGUAACUUUAGAGGAUUAAUUGCUGAGAGAUCUUGCUGAAAACUGAAAUUAUUGGACAAGCCAGUCCAGCUACAUAUGGAGAAUAUUAAUCACAAAAUUACAACAGGUGAUUUUGGCCAACAUCACACCCCUGGGCAGUGUCAGCACAAUCAUUGUGGGCAACUCUGUGCACUUCAAAUAUGCACUGAUUUACAAGAUGUGAGGACUUGAGUUCACUCUUUGAUUUGUCAAGAGUGAUCAAAGACUGAGUGUAUUAUUCAGGGUGUGCUAUUUGAAGAAUAGGAUGAAUGAAGAACAGUGUUCAAGAAGACAUCAUCUUGUUCUGCAACAGUGUUCUCAGAAGGAAAAAUGAAGAUGCUCCAGGAGGAACUUGUGACUUUAGACCAGACACCACAAAUCUAAAUGUGUACACCCUCUUGACUUUUUUUCUUUUCAUGAGAUGAACUCUCUUUGUACUAAGUGCACUCUGCAGAAACAAUGUGUGUUUCAUUUACAGAGUACAUAAUGUAAGCCAUACAAGCUCAUUACCUCCCAGGGAGGCUUUACAAUAUAUUUAUGAUUUUGAUCAUAAGUGCCCUUUGUAGGCACUUCGA
Messenger RNA from Passer domesticus (house sparrow), 3739 nucleotides. RefSeq names its product interleukin 21 (gene IL21). Gene Ontology annotation, biological process: positive regulation of natural killer cell mediated cytotoxicity; immune response. The record is from RefSeq and is a predicted model, not a curated record. Bases 257 to 574 code for a protein of 105 amino acids. Lineage: Eukaryota; Metazoa; Chordata; Aves; Passeriformes; Passeridae. Gene Ontology annotation, molecular function: cytokine receptor binding. The transcript has 5 exons. Gene Ontology annotation, cellular component: extracellular region.